Molecule: messenger RNA, 2767 nt
Organism: Thunnus maccoyii (southern bluefin tuna)
Lineage: Eukaryota; Metazoa; Chordata; Actinopteri; Scombriformes; Scombridae
Product: caM kinase-like vesicle-associated protein
Exons: 11
Coding region: 267-1520 (417 amino acids)
Biological process (GO): peptidyl-serine phosphorylation
Cellular component (GO): intracellular anatomical structure
Molecular function (GO): ATP binding; calmodulin binding; calcium/calmodulin-dependent protein kinase activity
Source: RefSeq, a predicted model, not a curated record
UCCUUCCUCGCUGCAUCAUAGCCCGCUGUUACCAUCACACGUUCACGUAAUAGCCUACUCCCGCAAGCUGACUUGUUGGAAAUGCUCGAGGAUAUUUAAAAAUCUCUCUGAAAGCACAAAAAAAUAGUGGAAGGAAAGUGAUUUCAAUCCGCGCCGGGAAAAUACUAAAGCAUUAGACAGAGGGUUGGAUAUUCAUUAUUGCCAGUUUACUUCAUUGAAGGUUGUGUUGUGGCAGGACUUUCCCUGGCUAUAAGGCAGGAGCUGCCAUGCCAUUUGGUUGUCUGACACUCGGGGAGAAGAAGGAUUACAACAAUCCCUCAGAAGUGACCGACAAAUAUGACCUCGGACAAAUUGUUAAAUCAGAGGAGUUUUGUGAGAUAUUUCGGGCGAAGGAUAGGAACACCUUGAAAAUGUACACCUGUAAAAAGUUCCACAAAAAGGAUGGAAGAAAAGUGAGGAAAGCUGCCAAGAAUGAGAUAAUGAUCUUAAAGAUGGUAAAACAUCAUAACAUCCUCCAGCUGGUUGACACUUUUGAAACUAAGAAAGAGUACUUUCUUUUUCUGGAGCUUGCCACAGGCAGAGAGGUCUUUGACUGGAUCUUAGAUCAAGGCUACUACUCCGAGAGGGACACCAGCAAUGUUAUGAGGCAGGUGUUGGAGGCCGUAGCUUACCUGCACUCUCUUGAAAUCGUCCACAGAAAUCUUAAGCUGGAGAACUUGGUGUACUUUAAUCGUUUGAAACACUCCAAAAUUGUUAUCAGUGACUUCCAGUUGGCAAAACUGGAAAAUGGAUUGAUUAAGGAUCCAUGUGGGACUCCAGAAUAUCUUGCUCCUGAGGUGGUUGGGAGGCAGAGAUAUGGAAGACCUGUGGAUUGUUGGGCCAUAGGAGUCAUCAUGUAUAUACUUUUGUCUGGGAACCCUCCUUUCUAUGAUGAUGCUGAUGAAGACGACUCUGAUAAUCGUGAUAAGAACCUUUUCCUUAAGAUUUUGUCGGGAGACUAUGAAUUUGACUCACCAUACUGGGAUGACAUUUCAGAUUCUGCCAAAAACUUAGUGGCAACUUUAAUGGAAGUGGACCAAGAUCAACGAUUGACUGCACAAGAAGCUAUUGCCCAUGAAUGGAUUUCUGGAAAUGCUGCCUCAGACAAGAACAUCAAGGAUGGAGUUUGUACUCAAAUAGAAAAGAACUUUGUCAAAGCCAAGUGGAAGAAAGCUGUUAGAGUGACCACCCUUAUGAAGAGACUUCGAGCGUCUGAGCAGGGCGAUUCUGGGGCUUCUGGUCUUGCUACAGGGGCUGCUGCUGACCCCAAUGCACCCAGUGGCGCCCCUGCUCCUCCAGCUGGCGGCGGCGACAGUGUUGAUGCCAGCAUAGAGGUUGCUCUAAGUGAGAAGGCUCCUGACACACAGACUGCCACCAUCUCUGCACUCUCUCUGCCCAGUGCAGCCAGACAGGAAGAGCAACCACAGGCACGAUGCAAUGGAGAUGUUCUCCAAAUGUUGCCACAAAGAAAGGGAGACUAGGCGUCAAAGAAAAAGAAGAAGAGGACCCUUGCCAACCAACAAGCACAUGAGCAGUACAGUCAAUAAAUUUGGCACAAUGAUACGGUGUAUAUGUUGUUCGACUAUCCCCCAGUUUGCAUUUUCAGUGCUGAGUUAUUUCACAACACCAUGCAUUUCAUCAUUUUGCCUUCUGUACUGAUUGGUCUAUUGAAUAGUGUUCUCCACUCUCUCUCCCUCGUUAUUUUGUGUACAAGUCCCUUUAAAGCUAGUUAAAAAGUAGCUCUUACUGUUGUUUCCCUUUUCCCUGAAAACUGUAAAAACGCAAAUUGUAAUUUAGUGAAAUCCAUGCAUCUUUAUUAGUCAUCUCACUGUAUAUAGAUGUAUUUGUCUGUUUCAACAAAUGGCUAGUUAUCAGCUUCAGAACUUACAAUUCUGAGUUCAUGUCUUGUGACUUAAAAUUAUGAGUUGAAAGAUUUGGUAAAUUUAUCAUAUAAAGGUUUAUUUUUUAAAAUGUAAACGGAUUCAAAUACUUUCCAGCAUGCAUAUUUGAGUUCAUGCAUCAGAAAACUAAUUGGAAAAUAGUUACAAGAAGUUAUGGACUUAUUAUUUGUGUGUCUUGAGUGAAUUUUAAGUCAAUUUAUAAUUAAAAAGAAGUAAAACUUAAAUUAUUUUAGCUAUGCUGAGAAUUGUAUAAUACCUGUGACACACUGAUGACUGUAUCUAAAAUGUUCUUACUUGUGAAAGAUUGCGUAACAAUCAGAUACAGAUCAUCACUUAGUGGAUUCAACUUGACACCCUGACUCGAUAUUUCUUGUUUCAGUGCAGCCAACUUACAAUUUUAAGGCAGCAAGAAAGCAUUUUUUUUAAGUUAAAGUGCCUUAAUAUUUGUUGCAGUAAUGUACUGAAAUGUUUCAAAAGAAACAGCUUGAUUAUAACUGCUUACUGAUUUCUUUGAAAUGUUUUAGCUGUUUUCCUUUGCUCUUCUGUAAAGAGUGAGCUGCUGUAUUGAUUUGUGUGUUCUCUCCGUUUUCACACUUACUUUAAAGAGAAAACCUGAUUACAUAAUUCUAUGUGGAGUGUUGUUUUAGCUGUUGUUGUUGUGUUGUCACUUGUAAGUAGUAAAAUUCAGAGUUUAUAGCUCAGUCCAUAUACUGUACCACUACGUAUGUAUACUUGCAUUGUAUACAUGUGUAGUUUUUUAUCUAUGUGUGUAUCUAGCAACAUUUAGCUGAGCUAACAGGUUGCUACAAUGCUUGUGAAUGAAUAAA